Molecule: messenger RNA, 2382 nt
Organism: Drosophila obscura
Lineage: Eukaryota; Metazoa; Arthropoda; Insecta; Diptera; Drosophilidae
Product: lysosomal acid glucosylceramidase
Exons: 9
Coding region: 80-1780 (566 amino acids)
Biological process (GO): glucosylceramide catabolic process
Molecular function (GO): glucosylceramidase activity
Source: RefSeq, a predicted model, not a curated record
AGUCGAGUAAACGCUUCCGAACGAGACUCAUCGCUUCACUGCCUCUGCUGCAGUUUGACUUCCACUGCAAACGAAAAACAUGAAAAUAAUUUGGCUAUGCUUUCUUUUUGCAGUGGCCGCAAUCUGUGCCCAGCAGGCAGGUGCUGCCUCGACACAGGUGCCCUGUGAUCUGCGAGAGACAGUGCAUGGCAGUGUUUGUGUGUGCAACAGCACCUACUGCGAUUACUUGGAGCAGCCGGAACUUAAUGAGGGCUCAAAGAUUGUCGUGAUUAGCUCCAGCAAGGAUGGCCUGCGCUUCCAAGUAACCACUGGGGACCUUUCCAGCAAGAGGCCUUUGGUGGUGGAAGACAAACAGUCGACUGAUGAGAACUUUCACGCCGAGGCCAUUGUUGUGGAUCAGCACAGAGCCUGGCUGAAUUUGGCAAGCAUUCCCCAACGAUUGUUUAUCAAUGCCAGCGUGAAGACUGUAAGAGUUUCGGUUGAACGGGAGCUGCGUUAUCAGAAUGUAAGCAUCUUUGGCGGGGCCUUCACUGGAACUGUCUCACAUUUACUCCAGCAACUGCCGCCCGGCCUGCAGGAUCAUGUCUACAAAUCAUAUUUCCACAAGGAUGGCAUUGCCUACAACAGCAUCCGCAUGUCCAUAGGAGGAUGUGACUUUGAUUUGGAGCCCUGGGCCUACAACGAGCUGCCACGCAAUGAUGCCAGCCUGUCGAAUUUUACUGAACUCGAUCCGCGAGAUCUGCAGAAAAUUGAACAACUGAAACGCCUCAAGAGCGUGGCCCAAAUGGAGGAGCUGAAAAUCAUGGCCGCUGCCUGGAGUGCGCCUCCCUGGAUGAAGACCAACGACCGCUGGACAGGUUUUGGCCAGCUAAAAACGGAAUACUACCAGACCUGGGCCCUCUAUCAUCUCAAAUUUCUCGAACUGAUGCAGUCUAAAAAUAUGCCGAUUUGGGCCAUAUCCACUGGCAAUGAGCCGCUAAACGGCGUCAUCGGCUUCUUCUUUGUGCACUUCAUGAGCAUGGGCUGGACGCCCUGGCAGCAGGCAAUAUGGCUGAGCGAUCAUCUAGGUCCGACCAUUAGGAACUCGACGCAGCGGCCUGUGCUCAUCUUUGGCAACGAUGACCAGCGGUACACGUUUCCCUCGUGGUUCCACAAGAUGCGUUCAUCCCGCAGCAAUUCGUUGUCGUAUUUGGAUGGCCUGGCCGUCCACUGGUAUUGGGACGAGCUGGUUGGCCCCCAGCUCAUUGAUCACGCACACAGGGAGCUGCCCAAUAAGCUGCUGCUCAACACAGAGUCCUGCAUUGGCGACAAACCCUGGCAGACGCACGGACCCGAGCUGGGCAGCUGGCAGCGUGGCGAGAAUUAUAUGCGUGCCUAUAUUCAGGAUUUUCAACACAAUUUCAACGGAUGGCUGGACUGGAAUCUAGUGCUGGACGAGAAGGGCGGACCAAACUAUGUGAGCAACUUUGUGGACGCACCGAUAAUUGUGAAUGCGACGAGUCGCACUGAGAUGUACAAGCAACCGAUUUACUAUGCCAUCGGGCACUUCUCCAAGUUUCUGCCGGCGCAAUCGGUGCGCAUCGAGACGCGGAUCGAGGGCGAAAACAAUUCCUUUUCGCAGUUAAGUGUGGUGGGCUUCCAGCGUACGGACGGCAGUGUGGCGUUGAUCGUCUACAAUGGCCAAAAUCUGCCAGUGGAUGUGGCGCUCAAUGAUAGCCAAAGUGGUGCAUUUAAUCUACGCCUUCCGCCCCGCUCCUGGCACACAGUGCUCUAUAAAUGAGGUUCCGAGAAGUGCAUCGAGUGGAGUUUCAGAUAAGUUAAGUAAGGUUGCGAGUCCAGCUGCCGCUGCCCAAAGGACCAAUUAGGAUAGACGACAUGUCUCAUGUUUGCGCGACACCACAGCUCAAGUGACAACAAAACGGAAGCCAAUAAAUUGCCCUCAACAGGAUGGGCAUUGGGCAUGGGGAGGGGGAUGGCGAUGAGGAUGGAGGAUGUAAUGCUCGCUUGCAAGCAUCUCAUCUCUCUAUGACAACGGAAAUUUGUUUAAGCUGCUCAAUUUGCCGUAACGCGUCUGUUUACAAUGAAAUUUCAUUUGCCGUUUAAUGCUCUUUCCCGCCUCUCCAACUAGAACCCGAAUCUGUUUUAUCUGGGGAUGGGGGAACGGCAAAGUACAAACGGCCACUAGUAGGCAGCAUAUAGAUAUUUAUAUUUCGGAUCAAGUUGAGUGACAACUGCCAGUCGAGCGGCAACAACCGAAAAAUAUCUGGCUGGCAUGCAUCUUUUUUUUUUUAGUUUUACUCUAGGAAUUAGUUUUUCUUUUUUUGUGUUGUUCAAUAUAUGUAUAUGUAUGCUCUAUAAAUAUGAUUGUCAAUUGAGCGCUAA